AGAGGCUCAGGAGCGUGUAGUCCAGCAGACAAGGCCACCGUGUUUGCUGAUCACUUUUCGAAGUCGUUCACGAGUGAUGAUUUUAGUGUUCCUGAAUUUCCUUCGUCUGUUAUCUAUACCAUGAAUGAGGUGCCAUGGUUCUAUGGGGAUCAGUUGUAUGAGCGGAUCAUGCGUUGGCCUAGGUCUACGUCUGUGACACCUGACUUCAUACCGCUGGUUUUCAUACAGAAUAUAGCUGAUGUUAUCGUUGAGCCGUUGGCGUAUAUUUUCAAUCAGUCACUUAUGAGUGGAGAAGUAUCUCAACGCUGGAAGCACUCUUUCAUCACCCCUGUUCUUAAGAAGGAACCUUCAUCGGACCCGGCAAACUAUCGACCUGUCAGUAUCACAUCUUUGUUCUGCAGACUCUUUGAAAAAAACUAUCAAGGAGCUUAUUCUCAGGUAUGUUGCCGCUCAUGGAAUCAUACCGCGAGCCCAACAUGGAUUUAUCCCAGGGAGGUCGGUCGAGACAAAUUUGAUUGA
Messenger RNA from Haemonchus placei, 519 nucleotides. The record is from the annotation of a GenBank genome assembly. Lineage: Eukaryota; Metazoa; Nematoda; Chromadorea; Rhabditida; Trichostrongylidae.